AUGAUGGCCGACAUUGAAGAAACCGUGCGGGGAGAUCCGUUAUUUCAUCCCACCCUCCAGCUUCAGCGGAGGAGCUGCUUGGGGCUCGAAGAUCCCAAGAUGAAGCAGAUCCUAAGCAAGACCAAAUUCGUCAGCUUGGGAAGCUUUUGUGGGGUCGCGCAGGCCUUGCAGAGCUUGAACCUCCGAGGCGCGGCAGGGCCUUUCGAUUGGAUGCGCAGCCGCUGCGAGGGCGUCACCCAAUUGUUGGCGACCAACUUUCAGGACUUCAUGACCAUGGAAGCCCCAAUCACCCAAGCCUGCGGCAGCCGGGUGUUGCCUAUGGCCUGGGGCGGCAGUUAUUGGCACCAUGACAUCAGGGACAAGGAGGUGCAGCAGACAAUGGAGAGAAGGAAGGAGCGCUUCCUCACCAUGUCGGAUGAACACAUUGUCUUUAUUCGCUCUGUGAACUGCACCGAUGAGUUGCGGGCGAUCCCGAACCUCUUCCACGCGCUGAAGGCGCGCUUCCCGCGGUCCCGCGUGCGCCUUCUGGUGCUGGUGGACUACCAGGACUACCUGAGUGAAGCCGUUAUCAGCGAGUUGGGGGGAGACGUUGUAUUUUCCCUGGUGAGUGGCAGAGUGUGGGAAGCACCAAUCCCAAUGCCGGAGUGGGACCCUUUGUACAUGCGCAAGCGAAUGGAGCUUGAAGCCAAUGCCUAUGCCGUGUCCAUUGCCAAAGCGAUGCGGAUCUGGAGCGGCGUUGGAAACUUUAGCCUGUGGCCCAGCUUGGAAUGUUACCGACAAUGGGUGUCACCGUUCACCGGGCCCGAUCCCAAACUGGAUGGUUUCCGGGGCCGACGCCUGCCACGUCCACGUCCAGCUUUUCAGCAGAUUUCGAAUCCCGGUGAGGCUUUAUUCAAAGUUCCAGCAGCAUAUUCUCGCCCUUUGCAGGCCACGGUGAACCCGCUGAGCACAGUGCCACUGAAAGCUUCAAGCGCUGCUCCACUCCCUGUCGCCGCCCUGACCCGCCGCGAGCGCGUCGUGUGCCUGCGGGUUUGGAAGGCCGCCCGUGCACUCCGUGCACGGCCAGGGGGCUUAGUUGAUGAGACCUACAGGUACAUAUUGCUGACUUUGCAGUCAGCCGAGCUAUCGGUGGGUUUCUCCCUUUGCAGAUACCUUGGAGAUUUGCUCUUGCAGAAGGAAAACCUUUCUGCCGAGGCGGAUGCAUUCUUUCGCAGCGCCAUGACCCGGCGAACCAGGGAUGACCUGGCAAAGCCUGAGCUUGGUGAGUCUGUGCAGAGGCAUGCGCGGGAGCUGCUGUCCAAAGCGACGGUGACGGAUCUUCAAAAGCAUUUCGAGUCAAGGAUUCAACAGAUGCGGCAAGAGCAGCUGGAGAGCGCGGGGGAGGUGCGAUCACUGCCACCGCUGGAACCCAUGGUGCUAUCCAGAAGUUUGCUUCGCCUAGCACAAGGGGUGCGCUGCAAGUGCGAUGUGGGCGAGUCGCGGGCUCUCUUCACCCGAGGUGCAGACACCAUGACGCUCAACAUCGCGGUGACGGCAUCCGCGAUGUUGGCGCGCCUAAGUGAUGGGAAAACCCAUCAUGUGGAUUCGCUUCCCUGUGACGACCCAGUGGAACGUGUUUGCGUGUGUAACGUGCUCAUGCGCAAGGGAUGCCUCGAUCUGGUGGCUUCAAGCCACAGAGGCCUGGCCUCCCGUUUGUCUCCAGAAGGGCGUGAUGAUAAGUCAGAUUGGCGCCCGCAGAGUGCGGCGACGCAGGUGUCCUCCACGCGCUGUGAGACCAAUCGCCAGGUGAGCUACCUCUGCUCUGCCGAGCUGGAGAGAUUUCGCCAGUCCUUUCAGCAAGAAGCGGAGCAGUGUUUGAGUCGCCUGAAAGAGGCCAUGACCUCGACUGGUCUGGGCCCCAUCUGCCAGCAAUUCCUGGAGGCGCGGAAGACAGACAGCGAGGAACUGCAUAAGCUCAGAAGUCACAUUGAAGAGCUCUUUCGCUUAAAUGCUCAGCUGAGGCAACAGACCCUGGAUCUCUUGAGUGCAAAGGAGCUUGAGAGGUUGCACGGAAACAUUUGCAACACCUGUGAGCUGAUGAAUCGACUCCUGGACAAGAUGCAGAAGGAACGCAGCAGCGAUCUGAAGAGCCUGGCCAACGACACUGCUGUGGCGGCCUCGAAGAUCUUCGUGGAGAUGAUGCACAACGAGUGGAGCACGCUGAAGGAAACCUGGCACCUUUGGAGACACGAGGAGUCGCAGCGUUUCUUGUCCUUCAAGGAGCACCUGGAGCUCCUUGAGACGCGAGUGGUCAAGAACGGCGAGGACAUGGAGUUGCAGUUUGCUGCGCAAAGUCGCAGAAUGUCAGAGCUCUCGCAGUUGCAGACUGAGUCGCUGCGAGCACAGGAGCAACGGAUACUGGAGAAGGUGUCGAAGUUCCAAGACACGAUGAUGGAGCAACUCAAACCACUGGAAGCGAUUCAAAGAUUGGAGGCCAAGCUCGAGCUCGUGGCAAAAGAUGCUGCGGCCGGAGCGGCGGCGGCCAGGAAACCUGUGGCGCAGGGCGCCAACGAGGCCCACUCUGGCGGAACAAUGGCGCCGAGGCACUCAAAGCCUCUUCAAUCCACCCAGCAUCUGCAGCGGGUGAUGGGCGGGACCUUCUUCGGCAUGGGCCUCGGCACAAUGUUGCUGCCCUCUCUGGUCAUGGAUACAUGUUUCAAUCUGACGUACUUCAAUGGUACUGUCGGCGAACGCCUCCUGGUUGGAUGCUUUGGUGCCCAGGCUACCUUACAGGGCAUCUUGCUGCUUUCCUGCCGUUUCCGAAAACGAACCUGGCUGUACUGGGGACUCGGCAUUUUGCCAUUCGUCGCAUUCGAUGUGUACGCCUGUCCCUGGGGCCCUUUGCCGGUGCUGACCUGGCUAGGAGCUGCUGGUGAUGGUCUUGGCAAUGCUAUCUUUCUUGCUGCCUGCUACCUUGGCUACCACCGCACCGAAGAUGACGGCGAAACCGAUGCCGUUGCCUCGCGGAAGCUCGAAUGA
Cladocopium goreaui is the source of this 3018-nucleotide messenger RNA. The record is from the annotation of a GenBank genome assembly. Lineage: Eukaryota; Dinophyceae; Suessiales; Symbiodiniaceae.